Messenger RNA from Acanthoscelides obtectus, 1695 nucleotides. The record is from the annotation of a GenBank genome assembly. Lineage: Eukaryota; Metazoa; Arthropoda; Insecta; Coleoptera; Chrysomelidae.
GUGCCAACCUACAUGCACGGUCGUAACGUCUCCCACUCCACCUUCUGAUUUGUUAUUGGUUUUGUGUAAGGGCCAAUAACAGUUAUCCUCCCUCUCUCAUGAAAUGUAUCAGUGUGCUGAUUAGGCAAUGAUCACGCGAUGUUCACUGUUUUGGUUUAGUCUCUUUCUUGGAUACAUACAUAAUAGUAAGGCGACGGUGAGGCGUUCUGCCUGUAUUUAAUCUAUAGACGCCUUUAGCAUUAUUAUGGACAUUGACAUCGACAGCUGAGUUAAAUGUCAAAUCGUCAAGUGAGGUUAGAAUUCAGACUAAAUGUCAGCAAACUAUAACAAAUAACAAAAAGAAAGUUGGAUUUAUAUACACAAAAUAGUGCGAGACAAUAACAUUAAAUUAGCUCUGGUUACGAACUAAGUUGAUAUUUUAUACAAAAAUACAACUCCAGCAUGGGGAAGAAAGCAGAAGUUGGUACUCCGAAGUACCUUGCAAACAAAAUGAAAGCAAAGGGGCUCCAAAAGCUUCGAUGGUACUGCCAGAUGUGUCAGAAGCAAUGUCGAGACGAAAAUGGCUUCAAGUGCCAUACUAUGUCAGAGUCUCAUCAAAGGCAACUGCUCCUAUUUGCUGAUAACUCCAAAAGGUACAUUGAUGACUUCUCAUUAGACUUUGCCAAAGGCUACAUGGAGAUACUUCGUCGGCAGUUUGGAACAAAAAGAGUGAAUGCCAAUAAGGUCUACCAAGAGUAUAUUCGUGAUAGAGAUCAUAUUCACAUGAAUGGUACACGGUGGGUCACUUUAACAGGGUUUGUGAAGUGGUUGGGGGCCACAGGACAGUGUGUUGUUGAUGAGACUGAAAAAGGGUGGUUCAUCACUUAUAUAGAUAGAAGUCCAGAGACUGUGGCUAAUGAAGAAAAAAAGAAGAAAAAGAUGAAAAUGGAUAAGAAUGAUGAGGAAAAGCAAAUGGAGUUUAUAGAAAAACAAGCAAAAUUGGUGAGUGAAAUGGCUGGCCCAUCAGAGGAACCUGUUUAUACAGAGCUAGUGAGGGAAAAUGAAGAAGAACCAUUGAAGCUAGAUAUAAAAAUAAAAACAGAAAAACCUAUGAUCAAUUCAGUAAAAAUUCUACAGCUGUCUAAAAGACCUUCAGAUUCUCAGCAAACUACUUCAAGUGAUUCAAAGAAAAUAAAAACUGAGAAAAGUAAAAAGACAGCAUUAGAUGAAAUAAGAGAACAAGAAGAGUUAAAGAAGGAGAAGAUGAACAGAAAAGAUUAUUGGCUUACUGAUGGAAUAGUAGUGAAAGUGAUGAACAAAAGCUUAGGAGAAGAGUACUAUAAGCAAAAGGGUGUUAUCAGAGAAGUGAUAGACAAAUAUGUGGCUAUAGUCAAAUUGUUAGAUAGUGGUAAAAAGUUAAAAAUUGAUCAAGAGCAUCUGGAGACAGUAAUACCGGCUAUUGGAAAAUUAGUGAAAGUUGUGAAUGGUGCAUACAGGGGUGAGACUGCCACUUUGUUAUCUAUACAUGAGAAAAACUUUUGUGCUGAGAUUGAAAUCGCUAGUGGACUGCUCAAAGGGAGAAAAGUUAGCGGGGUUGAAUAUGAAGAUAUAUGUAAAUUACAUGAGCAUUGAACUAAUAUGAAUGUAUAUAUUUUUUGUACAGUACAACAGAAAACUUGUAUUAUAUGUAAAAUAAAGUUAUAUGGAAUAGCUGGA